UAAAGAAUGGGCUGGACUAUUGGGAAAUGCUGCUGCUGCGAACUUAAAUGGGGAGCUCUUAUUGUGGCCAUUGUAGAUAUGAUUAUGUCGGCUGCAGUUAUUUUGGAAACAAAAUACCUCGCCUACUAUCAAAGCUGGUUAAACUUUGUUAAACUUGAAGAACAUGAUCAUAUGGGGACGCUUGAAAUCGAUUACGACGCUCCCUCCUAUUAUGUGUGGAUGGUCACCCUCGUUAUCCACUUCGCCCAUUUAGUCGCCUGCGUUCUUGUGAUAGUUUCUGUUUGGAUGCAAAUCAAAAAAUUUGUUCUUGCGUAUCUUACAAUCGGCAUAGUUCGCAUAACUUAUGAUCUCAUGUUUUUUAUUUAUGUUUGUGUAGAAGUUGGGGCUAUGGCUGUGACCCUGUUGCUUAUCUUUGCUGGCUUCGGUGUUGCGAUCUUCUUCUGGUUCGUCGCCUACUCAUGGUUCAAGAUGCUUGGAAGUUCAACUCGAGUCGAUUAGCAGACUAAGUACAUGCUUUGAAUGGCAUUGUUAAAUGCGACAUACAAAUUGGUAGCCAAAAUCGCUGAUAUUGUAGCACUAAUUUGAAAGCAAAAUUUGACGUUUUCGAAAUAAAUUCCAAGUUAAAAUGUAAAA
Molecule: messenger RNA, 633 nt
Organism: Drosophila elegans
Lineage: Eukaryota; Metazoa; Arthropoda; Insecta; Diptera; Drosophilidae
Exons: 4
Coding region: 7-498 (163 amino acids)
Source: RefSeq, a predicted model, not a curated record